AUGGGAAAUUGCACGCUAAAAUCAACAGAGUCAGAAGAUUAAACAGGUAAAAGUGUUGCCUUAUUUUAGUGAUCUCCAUCUCCAAUUUCACACAGAAGAGUGUUAUAGGCAAGGGAGGUUUUGGAAAGGUAAGAUUAAAGAAAAUAAUAAAGGAAAUUAGGUCUGGAUGGUGGAGAACAAAAAGUCAAAAAGCUUGUAUGCUAUGAA
This is a messenger RNA of Paramecium octaurelia, 207 nucleotides long. NCBI's taxonomy places the organism in Eukaryota, Ciliophora, Oligohymenophorea, Peniculida, Parameciidae. The record is from the annotation of a GenBank genome assembly.